ACUAGUAAGAAGAAAAGUACGGGAAUUUGAAACAGUUGACAUCGGGCGGUUGACAUCGGCCUAACGUUCUCGCACGUUUUACUAAAUUGUUAAGCUUCUUUACUCGAAGAAAUGUCUAACUUCUGAUGUCCUCCAGCUGGUGUAGCAGAUCUUUACAACUCUAAAAUUUGUGGAGGCCGCAAAUGUCAGCAUUAUCAGGAUUCACAUCAAUUUACUACAGAGACAGCUCGAGGAAAGAAAGACACAUUGAAAAUGUAUUAAAAUUGAGCAUUCACACAUAAAACUUUUAUCUGAGAAAAGGGAUUUUAAAAUUUCCAUAACUAUAUACAGGAAAAUAAUGGGAAGAGUAAAAGAAAAGAAGUUAAUGAAGAGACCUGGCAAACUACAAAACAUUGAGCCACAUACAGGAGAGAAGCCAUACAAGUGUGAUGUCUGUGACAAAGAGUUUACAUUAAAACAUCAUCUACAGAACCACGUCAGGACACAUACAGGAGAGAAGCCAUACAAGUGUAAAGUUUGUGGUGUCACGUUUAAACAGUUUGGCCAUCUACAGACACACUUUAUGACACAUACAGGAGAAAAGCCCCACACAUGUGAUAUCUGUGAUAAAAGAUUUAGAGAAGCACAAAGCCUGAGGAAACACCAGAGGAUACACACAGGAGAGAAACCGUAUGAGUGUGAUGUCUGUGGGAAGGAGUUUACAUUGGCACACCAUCUAAAGAGACAUGUCAGGUUACACACUGGACAUAAACCGUACAAAUGUGGCCUCUGUGGUAGGGAGUUUAAUUUGGUAUACAGCCUACAGAUACACCUAAAGAAACAUUCAGGAGAACUACCCUUCAAAUGUGAUGUAUGUGGCAGAGGCUUCAUUGAAGUACAAAAUCUGCGAAAUCACAACCGGAUUCAUACAGGAGAUAAGCCCUUCAAAUGUGAUGUCUGUGAUAAGGAAUUUAGUCAUUUAAGUUCUCAAAAGACACACAUCAAAUUACAUGCAAGAAGUAGUCCAAUUUAUGCUUGGGGGAAUCUUGUCGUUAGUAUGUCCCUUAUAGACCUCAAGCGUCUGAUCGACAACUGGCUUGAGGAUAUUUUUAAUGCAAGACGAAAACAUUUACUAAUUGUUGUGAAGUUACUCGAAGCGAAAACUUCAAAGAUGAGUGAACUGCAACGUCACUUAGAAAAAGACAUAUCUCCCAAAACAGGAGUUAUGGAGGAAGAAAAUAACCAGAAGUUACUUAGCACUCAUGGUGAACAGAAACUCCUCAGAAAUCCUACAGAAGAGAAGUAUUGUCAGUUUGAUGUUGGUGUUAAGGGGAGUGAUGUGGAGCAUUGUCUUAACGCACAACACACGGUGCAUACAGAGGAGCGCUGUAAACGGGAUAUUUUUGGUAAGGAACAAAGUGCUAAUGCACCAGUUAUCAAAGACACUGUGUCACCUAGAGGAGAGAAACCCUUCAAGUGUGAUGUAUGUGGUAAGGAGUUUAGAACCUCAGGCAGCCUGCAGAGACACGUUAGAAUACAUACAGGAGAGAAACCUUUUAAGUGUGCUGCGUGUGGGAAAGAUUUUAGCGAGUCAGGAAGCCUCAGAAAACAUUUCAGAACACAUACAGGAGAAAAGCCUUAUAAGUGUGUAGUCUGUGGCAAGGAGUUCAGCGAGUCGGGUAGCCUACAGAAACACCUCAGAACACACACGGGAGAGAAGCCCUAUACAUGUGAUGUCUGUGGUAAGGGGUUUAGCGAGUCCGGUAACCUGCAGAAACAUUCAUUGAUACAUACAGGGGAAAAGCCAUACAAGUGUGUUGUUUGUGGUAAGGAAUUUAAAUGGGGAGUGAGUAUUCGGGAUCAUAUGACACUACAUACUGGAGAAAGGCCCUACAAGUGUGAUUUGUGUGGGAAAGAGUUUAGAAAAUCUGGUAAUCUGAAGACACACCUGAAGAUACAUACAGGAGAAAAGCCGCACCAAUGUAAUAUAUGUGGUAAGGGAUUUAUUAAAUCCUGGGAUCUAAAGAUACACCACAAGACACAUACCAGACAAAAGCCAUACAAAUGUGAUGUGUGUGGCAAGGGGUUUAAAGAUACAGACAAACUGCAAAAACACACCUUCGUACAUACUAAACAGAAUCCAUACAAAUGUGAUGCAUGUGGCAAGGGGUUUAAGGAUCCAGAUAGACUACAAAAACACGCCUGUGUACAGACAGAAGAAUGGCCUACGAGUGUCAUGACUAUGGUGAGGGGUUCAUUAAGUCAUGGAAUCUAAAGGGACACUGUAAGAUACUUACCAUAGAGAAGGCAAUCAGAUUGAUGAGAUUCAGUAGAGGGAAGUCUAGUUCGAGAUGUUAUGUAAAUUAUACGUGAUUUCUAGAUCUUUUUAUCUAUAAUCAUAUGUCGCCUCAUAGACAAUGCAGUUGUACAUGAAGUAUAAUAAAGAGCCCUCCUGAUGAGAUGCUGCGAGUGUGAUGGAUGUAAUAAUCAACAUCAGGGAACUGAAAUGUCCCUAUGGUACAACAUGAAAUUUGAAAAGACUUUUUUUCUAUUGUAAACAAUGAUUGUUUUCGAUGAUAUUUAAAUACCAAUAACUAAAGAAAUCAUUUUUUAUAUAAUAUUUAUAAUUUAUUUGUGAACUAUACAAUUGUUAAAAUACAAUGGAAAAAUAUCCAUAAAUGUAUACAUACACAUGUACAUGUAUUAUUUAAAUAUUCAUUUUGUGACAUAUAUGUACAUUAAUCAAAUAGUUUGUUUUGUUUAUGACAUAAUAGCUGACCAAUUUAGGAUUUGUUUUGAUAAUUUUACAUACACAUUUCGAGGUACUUCCUAAGAGUGUUAAAUUAUUGUAACUAGAUAUUUUAAAUAGCACAACGAGUAAAAUAUUUAAUUGAGAAGUUCAGAAGACAAAUUUAAAUAUGAUGAAAAAGCCCUGCCAUCUUCUGACCUAAUUGUUGGCGUUUCGGCUUCUAAGUUUUACAUACAUAUGUACAUAUGUAUAAUAUAUAUAUAUGGGAAUCCCUUGAAUGGUUUUUCAUAUCUACAUGUUGGCUUUAUAGACUCAGUCAUAAGUUAUCAGUAUUAUUUACAAAUACAUUGAUUUCCCCGAGUAUAAGAAAUAUACAUGAGUAGACAGUAGAGGGUGUUAGAUGAUAACCCUUUCCUUGUUAUUUCUAUACGAAUAUGUACUACUUUUAUAGGUUAGCUAAAUAUAAUUAAUAUGUGUUAGAAUUAUAUACUGCAUGUUUACAUAAUUGGUUUUGAUGUGCAUAUCUUGUAAUUAUAAUAAGGAACAUAGAUCUGAUACUUUAUACUUUAUGUAGGGAAACAGUGUUUCUUCCCCCUUCCAGAAAAUCAUUAUCUUGUCGCCCAGUGUUAAAUUGAUACUUUGCUAGUAAGAACUGCCGUCAGUGAAUAAACAUUUCCAAUUAAACAUCCAGACUUUUGAACUACAAUGUAGUUAUUUUACUUUUAUUCGCCUCUUCUCAAGAGCUCGAGAUGAGCGAAACUUAAUCCACAGCGAAAGUUUCCCCUUUAACUGUAUACCUGGGUAUAUCACAUGUAGUUGAUGUGGUAAUGAAUUGUGUUGCAAGUCUAGUCGAACGAUAUUGAUGAGAGAGAAAUUUUGUGAUAUUGUCUUUUGCAAAGUGUAGAAUUCAUCAUUGACCAGAAUAAACAUGAAAUCAAAUGACAA
Messenger RNA from Pecten maximus, 3673 nucleotides. Its product is annotated as zinc finger protein 845-like. The transcript is spliced from 4 exons. The coding region runs from base 338 to 2254 and encodes 638 amino acids. Gene Ontology annotation, molecular function: RNA polymerase II cis-regulatory region sequence-specific DNA binding; DNA-binding transcription factor activity, RNA polymerase II-specific. Gene Ontology annotation, biological process: regulation of DNA-templated transcription. NCBI's taxonomy places the organism in Eukaryota, Metazoa, Mollusca, Bivalvia, Pectinida, Pectinidae. The record is from RefSeq and is a predicted model, not a curated record.